AGCUAUCAACAAUAAAAACCACUGGAAAUACCGAAAUUACCGAAAUGACUACAGAGUCGGAUAAGAAGUCGACUACUGUAUCGGUGACUGACAAACCUGAAGUAAAUUGUGGAUUAAAUCAAUAUUACAAUACUUGUGGAUCGCAGUGUAGUGAGUCAUGCAAAUUAUUUGCCAACGGGAUAGACAAACCUACGUGCGGUCCUGAGUGCACACCGGGAUGUUAUUGCAAUAAAGGCUUAUUUAGGAAUAGUUACGGCGCGUGUGUCCCAAAGGAUCAAUGUCAGUGCAAAUCAAUGACCUCAUGUGACGGACCCAAUGAAAUGUUUUUCUGGUGUUAUCACGAGUGCGGCCGUACGUGUGCUGAUUACAUGCACUCAGAUAUCAACGCCAACUGUCCUGAUAAGUGUUCCAGAGGUUGCUUUUGUAAAGAUGGUUUUGUGCGCAACAAAUACGGUAUGUGUUUGCCAACCGAUGACUGUAAUAUGACGGUUCAGAUGAAAUGCGGAUCAAAUGAGAUUCAUAUGGAUUGUGGAUCCGAUUGCGGACGACAUUGUCACGAGAGGUCCAAAUCGGGUAAAGAUUUAGAGUGUUUUUCAUGUAAAAUGGGCUGUUAUUGCGCUGAAGGCUACUAUCGAUCGGAUAGUGGGCAAUGUGUUACCGAAGCUGAGUGUCCACUAAGUGUUGUUCAGAAACCAAACAAAAAGUGUAGUUCUAACGAAAUAUAUACCGAUUGUGGCAACUUUUGUGACCAGUUGUGCACAGUUCUCAAUAAAGAUAAAUUGCAACUUAAUUGUAGCCUUACAUGCGCUCCGGGAUGUAUUUGUCGCGAUGGUUAUAAACGAAACAAACUUCUUACAUGUGUUGCUGAGGAUGACUGUCGCGCGUGCGAUGAAAACGAAGAAUUUUCAAAAUGUGGCACUGAUUGUGGUCAUCACUGCAAUGAUCUUCUCAAAGAUAACAUUCCCUGUCCAUUGGUUUGCAAUAUCGGUUGCUUUUGCAAUAGUGGUUACUAUCGAAACAAAAAGGGAAAGUGUGUGACAAAGAGUACAUGCGAUACGGAUCCCAUUCUGUGCAAUACUAACGAAGAAUAUUUAUAUUGUGGCAAUCAUUGUGGCGAAACCUGUGAAGACUUGCGAAAUCCGAUACACUGUCCAAAAGUGUGUGAAAAGGGAUGUUUCUGUAAACAUGGAUACUAUAGAGAUAUCGAUGGCAAUUGUUUGACCAAAGAUCAGUGCGAUUUGGAACAGAAUCAAGAAAUCGAUGAUCAGAUUAAUUGUAAGACAAAUGAAGAGUAUCGCAAGUGUGGCAAUAAAUGUCUUGAGUUGUGUGAAGAUAGUAUGCAUUGUACUAAUGAAUGCCAAAAAGGUUGCUUCUGUAGUGUUGGAUAUCUGAGACACAAGUCUGGCCAUUGUGUACCUGAAGACAAAUGCAAUGUUGUCAACGAAUGUCUUGAGUGUGACGCCAAUGAAUACUAUACGAGUUGUGGCAGUGAUUGCGGUAAACAUUGUUACGAACUGAAGACAGUUGUCGCGGACACCAAUAGGACGACUGAGUGUACAAAAAGUUGUAAAAAAGGCUGUUUCUGUAAACACGGGUUCCGGAGGAAUGGAUUUGGAAAAUGUUUUUAG
This is a messenger RNA of Oppia nitens, 1628 nucleotides long. RefSeq names its product zonadhesin-like. NCBI's taxonomy places the organism in Eukaryota, Metazoa, Arthropoda, Arachnida, Sarcoptiformes, Oppiidae. The record is from RefSeq and is a predicted model, not a curated record. Bases 45 to 1628 code for a protein of 527 amino acids. The transcript is spliced from 4 exons.